UGUCAACGACUCGAAAAGACUGGCGCGUUAUCUGUUACAGCAUUUAAGAAGACUAACGAAAAUGUCCUGUCCAUUUAAACGUGAAGAAAUAAUCUGUCUAUUUGAUGUAGACGGUACCUUGACAGUGCCUAGACAGAAAAUUCUUCCAACAACAGAAGAGUUUCUGCUGACUAAAGUAAAACCAGUUGCAACUAUAGGUCUUGUGGGUGGAUCAGAUUUGACAAAAAUUGCAGAGCAAAUGGGUGGUGAAGAUGUUAUAAAGAAAUAUGAUUAUGUUUUUGCUGAAAAUGGCCUUGUAGCGUACAAAAAUGGGGACUUAAUUGGGAAAAUGAGUAUCCAAGAGCAUGUAGGGGAAGAAAAACUCCAAUUGUUCAUUAACAGUGCCUUGAGUUACAUGUCAAAGUUGACAUUGCCUGUCAAGAGGGGAACUUUCAUUGAAUUUCGUGAUGGACUUGUAAAUGUUUGCCCAGUGGGCAGAAGUUGUUCCCAGACUGAAAGAGAUCAGUUUGCUGCAUAUGAUAAAGUUCACAAGAUCAGAGAAAGCUUUGUGAAACAUUUACAAGCUGAAUUUCCUGACUUUGGUUUAGUAUUCAGCAUAGGUGGUCAAAUCAGCUUUGAUGUAUUCCCAAAGGGUUGGGACAAAACGUACUCGCUUCGCUUUGUGGAAGAAGAUGGAUACAAAGAAAUUCAUUUCUUUGGUGACAAAACUGCACCAGGAGUCUCUUGCCUUUUGGCCUUAACUGCAAAUGCCGACUCUGUAGUAGACCUUAUCGAUGACGAUUUCGAUUCCAAAUUAAGUUCGUUUGAAACGACCUUGGUCAUGUUUUACGCCCCCUGGUGCGGUCAUUGUAAACGCCUAAAACCUGAAUUUGAAAAGGCAGCAUCAUUGCUGAAAAAUAAUGACCCUCCAAUUACUCUUGCAAAGGUUGAUUGCACAGAGGGUGGAAAGAGUACUUGUAAUAAGUUCAGUGUCCAGGGAUACCCAACCCUCAAGAUAUUUAAGAACGGUGAAGUAUCCAGUGAGUACAAUGGCCCAAGAGAAUCAGCUGGAAUUGCAAAAUUCAUGAGGGCCCAGGUUGGCCCAAGUGCCAAGGAACUGCUGAAUGUCAAAGCUGCUGAAGAAUUCCUUGCAAAAGAGGAUGUUGCUGUAGUAGGCUUCUUUGCAGAUGAAGCAAGUGAACUGAAGAGUGUGUUUCUGAAGCUGGCUGAUAAACUUAGAGAAUCUGUCAAAUUUGGUGUUACAAGCAACAAGGAAGUCCUUGCCAAAUAUGGUUAUUCAGACAAUGUUGUUCUUUUCCGUCCCAAGCAUUUGCAUAACAAGUUUGAGCCUGAUUUUGUUGUAUUUGAGGGAGCUGCAACCAAAGAAACCAUCAACACUUGGGUGGAGAAAAAUUUUUUCGGCCUGGUUGGCCAUCGUAGCGUGGAUAACGCUGCUCAAUUUAAAGAUCCAAUUGUUGUAGCUUACUUUGGAGUUGACUAUGUUAAAAAUCCUAAAGGAACAAACUACUGGCGGAACCGCAUCCUCAAGGUUGCCCAAUCCUUUACCGACUCAUUUACCUUUGCCAUCAGCAACAAAGAUGACUUCCAGCAAGAGCUGAAUGAAUUUGGAUUGGAAUAUAUCAAUGAUGAUAAACCCCGUGUUGCUGUUCGUGAUGCUUCCAGCAAAAAAUUUGUCAUGAAGGAUGCUUUCUCGAUUGAAAACCUACAGAAAUUCUUAAAUGACGUUAAAGAAGGAAAAUUAGAGCCUUACAUGAAAUCGGAAGCCAUUCCCGAAAACACUACACCACUGAAAACUGCUGUUGCCAAGAAUUUCAAUGAAGUAGUCGUCGAUAACGGCAAAGACACGUUGAUUGAAUUCUACGCACCCUGGUGCGGCCACUGUAAAAAAUUAGGCCCAAUUUUCGAGGAGGUCGCCAAUGCUUUGAAAGACGAGGAUGUGGCUAUUGUUAAGAUGGAUGCCACAGCCAAUGACGUGCCCGGCAAAUUUGAAGUCAGAGGUUUCCCUACUCUCUACUGGCUUGCUAAAGAUGACAAGAACAACCAUGUUCGAUACGAGGGUGGUCGCGAAAAAGACGAUUUUAUUAAAUACAUCGCUAAGCAUGCUACGAAGGAACUCAAGGGCUGGGAUCGCUCUGGCGCUCCUAAGGAUUUGAAAGAGUUGUAAGGAGCUCUAUUCAAUCCAGUUCUCUAAUCUCGUCCCAGACGUGUUACACAAGUGUUAGGGCAUAUUUCCAUAUUCCCAGUUUCUAAAAAAAAAAAGAAAAAAAAACAAUAAAAAAUUAAAACUACAUCUAUUGAAACUUGUGCACUCCAAUGGGCUUACUUGUCUGAUUUGCUGGUACGAAUUUGUUAAACGUAUUAUUGCAGCAGUUGAAGGUUAAUGAAAGACCUGCAGUGGGAAUGUGGAAUCAAAUAAAUCAAGUUUGUGAUAACUAA
Daphnia magna is the source of this 2436-nucleotide messenger RNA. RefSeq names its product protein disulfide-isomerase A3. Gene Ontology annotation, molecular function: protein disulfide isomerase activity; phosphomannomutase activity. NCBI's taxonomy places the organism in Eukaryota, Metazoa, Arthropoda, Branchiopoda, Diplostraca, Daphniidae. Gene Ontology annotation, cellular component: endoplasmic reticulum. The record is from RefSeq and is a predicted model, not a curated record. The transcript has 10 exons. Gene Ontology annotation, biological process: protein folding; GDP-mannose biosynthetic process; response to endoplasmic reticulum stress. Bases 62 to 2164 code for a protein of 700 amino acids.